This is a messenger RNA of Penicillium cinerascens, 615 nucleotides long. RefSeq names its product signal peptidase complex subunit 2. Gene Ontology annotation, cellular component: membrane; signal peptidase complex. The coding region runs from base 1 to 615 and encodes 204 amino acids. The transcript has 3 exons. Lineage: Eukaryota; Fungi; Ascomycota; Eurotiomycetes; Eurotiales; Aspergillaceae. Gene Ontology annotation, biological process: protein targeting to ER. The record is from RefSeq and is a predicted model, not a curated record.
AUGGCUUCCAACAAGGUGCCCGUCUACUCCACCAACGACCUCAAGUCAACUAGUGACGAUGCCUUGCUUCCCUACCUGGCUAAUCUCCCUGCACCCUACACCUUCGCGAUAGACCACAACAAGAGCAACAUCCGUUUCCUGCUUGGAUACAGCGCCGUCGCAAUCGCAGGCUUCACAUUCUACGCAGACCGCAAACUAGGCUGGGAGGCGACUAACUCGCCAUGGAUUAUCGCCGCGGUCGCCGCGUACUUUAUCCUCAACAGCGCGCUCACCUUUUGGAUUUGGGCCGUCGAGGCUGGGGAGGUGUUUAGUGGCAAGCGCAAAACCGGAGAAACCAUGUCCAUUUCCUCGUCUGUCGUGAAGAACAACGUCCCAUAUAAGUUGCAUGUGGUUUACAAGUCUCCCACUGGAAAGGUCCUCCAAGACAAGCGCUUCGAGGCACCAUUUACCAUGUGGUUCUCAAAAGAUGGCGUGUUCCACCCUGAGCCAUUCCGCCGCUGGUUGGCCAGUGAGGUUGAUGUGUUGAGGUUGGCGGCCAAGGAGAACGAAAAGAAGACUGGUGGAGUUGCUGCUGUUGUUCCGCCACCCGGUGAGAGCAGCAAACGACGCGGGUAG